UUACAGCAGGGAGUGACCAAACACUUCUUUCAUUUAUCUACAAAAACCUGAUGAAUAGUAACUCAUUUCCCCUUCAAAGCACAUCCUGGAAAAUGUAGAGGAUCACUGAGAUGGUUUAAAUUAUCCUGAUUACCCAAUGAAAUCCCAAGUUUAAGAAUAACCUCCUCUCAGUUGGAAAUGCAGUAAUCCAUCUGGAGAAGCCAAUUAAUCAGUAACAGAUAGACAGUGGUGUUACCGGAUAGACCCCCACAGAACCAGUGUUACAGUUAAUUUUCUACAGUUAUGCCUGGCUGUGUUUAUAUUUAACACGAUUUACCAGACAUUGUCAUUCUCAUUCCAUAAAGAAUAGUGAUGCCCAAAGAGGAGUUGAGCUCUUCUUAGUCUGGUUUAAUACCCAAACCUGGUUAAAUGUUCCAGAGAAGGCUCUGAAGUCUGGAACCGCUUUGAGUAUGUUAAAUGCAACUCAUGGUGACCAUUUUUCGAAGCAGGUGGAAGGUUUUUUAAGAUUGAUGAAUGAGAUUUUCUCGCCUUCCGGGCAGCCAUUAGUUUCCAUUCAUUUCAGCACAGAAUAAAAAUCAACUUGCAGAGACUUGAAACUUGCUUGAAAAAGGUAAUCCAUCACAGCAAGCAGCACGUCCUCUUUUAUUUCUGUCGAACUUAUUGUUGUGUGGUGAUGCAGGUCAGAACAGAGGCUGCUCAGAAAACUUUCCCCUUGUUGCAAUCGUACAUCAACAUAAAAACUAACGUGGCAGUCGUGCAUGGCUUCUUUCUUUCCUUUCUUUUGCUCUCAUUCUCUCGUUUCCCCUUCUUCCUUCCCCCUCUCUCUGACUUGGUGUUUUCCUCUCCUGUCAGUCAUUUUUCUUGCACCAUUAAGGAGUCGUGACUGGACGAAAGGAUGGAGGGAUGGAUGCAGGGACUCGAGGAUGGAGGGAUGGAGGGUGGGGAUUGGAGAGAGAGGGAGGAAAAAAAACGGAUGUGUCGUGACGCUCGGAUUCACCUCUCUGCUCUGCGGCACCAGACGGCGUCGUUAGGAAGCAGGAAGGACGGCACAGCAGCAGCAGACGGCAGGCUGGUCCAGGUUCAGGGGAGCAGAGAGACGUGAAACCAAAUAUGGGGAGGAGGAGGUGUGUUCGGACCGUUUGGACACCGACUUCCCGGACAUCGACCUCUCCCAGCUGGACACCAGCGACUUCGACAGCGUCAACUGUCUCAGCGAGCUGCAGUGGUGCAACGAUCAGCCUGCGGACGCAUCACCAGCGUCCAUCCACUACAGUACGGCAGAUGAGCUCUUCGAGAUAGAAGAGGAGAACGCGGCUCUGCUCGCCGCUCUGACCGACAGUUUGGAUGGCAUGGUGGACGCCGAGGUGGGCGGGCUCUCCGUCUUCCCCGCCCUGGAGGAGGAGCCCGACCAGGAAGAGGAGGAGGAGGACAGCCUUCCUCUCAGCGCUGAGGACUUCAGCCAGUCCCUGGGGGCCGAGACAGAGGACCCAUCACUACUGAAGAAGCUGCUGCUGACUCCUCCUAACGUUCCCACGGGCACCGACGCACACAAAGAUGGAGUCCACAGCCAUCGCUAUAGCAACAGAAGCCUGCACAUACGGCCGGUCAGACCUCUGGUCAAGAGUGACCUCCCUCAGGAGCGGAAGCCUCGGACGGUGCGUCCAGCGGGGCGCCUCUGCACCGAGCUCCACCGCCACCUCACCACCGCCCAGGACACAGAGGAGUUCCUGGCCCCCGACACAGAGGAAGACGAAGAGGAAGAGGAGGACGAGGACAGUGAGUCGGAGGAGGAUGAAGAGGAGGAGGAGGAAGAAGAGGAGGAGUCUUCCAGCAGCGAGGUGGAGGGCGCAGCGGCUGUGGCUGCUGUCCCUGCUGAGCCAGCUAAGCCUCAGUUCAGCUCAGAGAAAGAACUGCACUCGGUGGUGGAGCUGAUCACAUACAUGCACACCUACUGCCUGCCCACACGGAAGCAGCAGGGCUGGGAGCGCAAGGACCUCACGAGGUCCCGGGCCCGACCCGAGGCCUCGCGCCCGGCCGCCACAAACUCUCACAGUAGAGUUGUCUUGGUGGCCACUCCUGGGACUAGUGGGGGCUUGACGGGGACUGGAAAUAGCGCCCCCAGGAGGCUCCCCUUUGCAAGGCGGAGGGAGAUGAAGGCCAACUCCCUCCUCCGUGAGCUCCUGCAGCAGAGCACCUCUUUCGAUGUGAGUAAGCCUUACAGACUGCACAGCCCUCCCUACACCCACUCCCACAGCCCCAACAGAGGAAUAUCUGCUCCUUCUGCCCUGGCUAAAUCAACCCCAGCCCAGUCCCCCAGCUCCACCACCCCUAAGCCAGAGCUUCGUAAAGACUCUUCCUCCCCUGAGAGGAGAAACUACUCCUCUGAGGCGCCUCAAAGACCAGAGGAGACGGCAGAAGACGGUGGCUCCUUCUCAGUUCGCCGUUCCCGGCGUCUGGCCUCUUUCCCCAGCCGCUUCGCCAAGAGGCUGCGGCCUGGACGGGCGAGGGAAGGAGAGGGGAAAGACAAACAGGAGAAAGACGAGAGACGAGCGGGGGUCAAACUCCUGCCAACCCAAGUCGGAGGGGGAACCACGACAGAGGCGCAGCCAGAGCCGUUAACGUCCAGUGAUAGCAGCAUUGGUACAACGGAGCCGACCAAACCCUGCUGCCACAACGAAAAGCGAGCCUGCCUCUGCCUGCCUCUGAACCCCAAGUCCACAGGAGAGUCCCAGUACAGCACCAAGCCUUUUGAACAGACGCUCAGUGUGGAUCUGUGUGGAACGGCAGGUCUCACACCUCCCACCACCCCGCCUCACAAACCAGUGGAGGAUGAACUCUUCAAGCCGGCAGAGGGAGGAAAGGGCGGCAGUGGAGGAGCAGGCGGUGGCAGCAGUGGAGAUGGUGGAGGAGGUGGUAGCAGUGAGUCUGUUCAUCCAGCUUCAAACACCAACGUUGCCACAAAAGGCUGGCUGAACCGUGCCCACCACCAGAGGAAGCUUCCAGAGCAGACGGAGUUGUACGCCCAGCUACGGCGCAUGGGCCAGGCUGGUGAUGGUGACAUUCACCGCAACUUCGGCGACCAUGACUACUGCGCACUGAGCCUUGGGGAGAGCCGUAAACGCAGUGCUGCUGUACUUGGCGCCAUCUUGCAGGCACAAGGAGGGAGCGAUGGAGUUGGCGCCGUGGCAUCCAAAGCAGCUGACGAUCAGGUAUCUGAUGGGAAGGAGAAGGUGGAGAGGCUGGUGAUGUCAGAAACAGCGGAAGUGAAGGAGCAGCAGACGACCGUGGUGAUAUCGUCGUCGCUGCCGUCAGACUGCCAGUCUGCAGUCACCACACCACCGGCCUCAGAGGAAGAGGUGGAGCGCUCGUUGGCAUCACGUUCACCCUCGCCCAUCCUCCACCUGUGUCCCGACUCCCCCGCCAGCAAGACAGACUCCAGUGAGAACUCAGAGAUCUGUCCUGAUGACAAGCAGAGGAACAAAGCCAAGUCUGACGAGGACAACUGCCAGGUGUUUUACAUCCACAACCUGCCGAGCAGCGUGACCCAGAACAUGCUGAGGAAACGCUUCCAGGUUUUCGGCAAAGCAGAGGACUGCAAAGUCAUCAUCUGCAAUGAGGAGCGCUGUGGGGUGAUAAAGAUUCGCCAGUCAGGGGUUCAAAGACACUGGAGAGAACGGGAGACAGUUUUUCAGAAUGGACCUGGAGGCCUAAGGAGGCUGACAAGAAAACGCUACAUAGACCUUGAUGAGGCAGGUCCAGGCCCUGUCAAAAGCAAGUACGAUGCACUGGACUUUGACACUCUGCUGAAGGAGGCCCAGAAGUCCUUGCACCGCUGACGGCACAGCGCCCCUGACUGGCCAGCCUUAGUAAACUGCAGCAACACCCCUCCGACUACACGGCUCUGCCCUCAGACAGGCCUCUCAGUACCUCCAUGCAAGGCAACCUCGCAAAAUGUUUACAUUUUUACCAUUGGAAUAAAGUAACGAUACGGACCUUGUUGUUUUUUAAGUUUCUUUCACCGGAGGAUACUGCUUAAAAAUGAGGAAGCCACUGGGAGUCCAAUGAAUUAACAGACAAUGGAGGAAAUAGGACUUUUAACAGCAAUGGUACAACUACAAACGAUAAUGACACAGUUCUCUGCUGAACAACAAUAACAACAAAGCUGCUUCCUGUCUGUGUUGGUGACAUCAUCACCCCGCCUUGGAAGCACGGGUGUGAGAGACCUCUGUAGCAAAUCCUUGCUAUCCCUGCGUUACGUUGGUCUUCGUGGUGUGUGUUUCUGCGUGUGCGUGUUCUUUGUUCUGUUUGUUUUGUAAGAAAAAAAGAAAAAACCUCCCUCUUUCUGGCCACGGGUGGUGAACCUGCAAGCUGUGUUCGCCAUGUUGUGUGGUCGUGUAACCAUGAAAAAAAAAAUAACCCUGCUUUGUUUUAGCGAAAAAUUGUGGAUGUUAUAAAUUUUAAAAUCUAUUGUGUGUGUGUUAUGGACAAAGAAUAUAACAAAAAACCAUUUAACGUAAUCAUCUGAUGACUGAAGUUUACAAAUCUAAAAUGAAGAAGAAAAAAAUCAUGUUUUUUUCUUUUUUGUAAUUGUAGUGCUUCCUUGAUUUGAUCUAUGCACUGUAAGGAGGUAAAUGUCUCCGCUGUCCUCCACUUUCCCCCUUUGACUCUAAUCUAUAACUCUGCCAUACUGACAAUUUUGGCUUCUGCUACUGGCUGCUGCAGGCUCUGUUUGAUAGGCGCUUUGUUCAUUAAGACCCCAACUUGGAUUUGGGAAAAAUUUUACCUCAAAAUUGUUUCCAGCCAAUUCACACUAAAGUGGUUAAUGCAAAAGCACUUAUCUUAAAUGGUGAACAUGUGAAUUGGCCAAAAUAGGCUAAAAUAAGAUUAUUUGGAUAAUUAUUUGAUAAUUAUUAUCCUAUUGCCAAUAGGUCAUGAAGAAGUUCAAAAAAUAUUUACUGCUUGGGUUGAAUAAAAUCCUUUAGGUUAUUGGCUAGUGUUAGAAAUAAGGGUUAGGACUGGAUUAAAAUAGGAGUUGGGUCAGGAUUGGGAUAAAGUCAGGGUUACAGUUACAGGAAUGAUAAACCAAUGCUGAACUAGCCAAUAAAACAUCAGCAGUUUGGUGCUGUUGGAUACUGUUCAUUAAAGAGAUGUUCUUUUGGUCAAAUUUCUUCAGUCCUUGAAACUUUAAACCAAACAAUUAAUUGUGCUUCAUUGGUAAAUUUCUUCCACAUCUAGAUGGGUCUUGAUGUAUCUUCGAUAGGGUCCCACUGAACAUGUGUCCAAUAAAGGCUGCAGCCUAAUGACACCCCCUGAAUGCCACAGCCAAUGCAACAGUUACUGUUUACAUUUGGACUGCAGCAAGUAGAACUAAAAUGGGGAAAUAAAGAUGGUAGCCAUUGGUGUUUUAUACCAUACGUGGCAUGAAUUCAUCACAUCUGCACUUUGUCCAGACCAUCCCAGUCUAAUCUUUCCCAUAGAGUUUAGUCAUUACAGUGCAUGAAUCCUUUUUAUUCUCUAACAUUGGCGUUUAAAGUUGGGUUUCAGUACGAACCAAUUUGAGCCCCAUAAUCCAGCCACAGCUAGACAUAGAUGAAUCUGUUGGUUCAAAUGGAAUGUAUUAAAGAAUCUGAAUGUAAUCAUCAAGUUUUCCCCAUUUCUGCUUGCCCAAAGAUUGUGGAGCUUUUUGGUGCUUUAAAGGUAGACUUGCUUAGUCAUCCAGGUGAAUGCAUGAGACCGACUCUAGCUUGAAGUGCAGUCUGGGUAGCGCCUAAUUUACAUUCCCCACACAGCCAGUAGCACCCACCGUCAAAAGGGAGAGAGCCUCCAAGCCUGCCAAUCUGGUGGCACCAAACCGCCGCCUAAAACACAGCCAGGGAAUGAGCAAGGGAUGGGCUUGAAAGUAAUGAAAAGAGCAAUUGGCCGAGAAUCCUAUUUCUCGUCCGGGAGGUACUGUAUCAGCUGAGCAUCUCUACCUCACAUCCAUCCAUCCUUGCUCCCCCUGUCUUUUUAUUUCCUUGAUCUACUGGAUGCUCUCCUCCCCUUCUCUUUUAUAAGUCUCUCACUCUUUGUUUUGUUUUUCUUUGUCGGAAAUGUUCUCUGUGUGAGGUUUUCCCCAACUGAUGGGUGGUAAUAGGUAGUAUGGGGGGUUUGUGUUUGAUUUUUUUAUACUAUGACUCCUCCUACCACUAGGUCCCUUGUAAGGGGAAUAUCUCUAUCUUUCUCUAACUCUAUCCUUCGCUUGCCUCAUAACGGUUUUAAGCGUGUCCGUUUUUUGGAGUCUCAAUCGUGUGUCCUUGUGAGUGUUUUGUCUUUGUCUCGUGUUUGAGUCGGACACUGCUGACGCUUGCGGGUUGGUGAGGAGGGGUCAGGAGGGGUUGAACGGCGGCUCUGUGGUUGGUUGGUCCUUGAACGCGCUUGGAGGAGACGAUUCCCAGUCUUCUCUCCUUGCCCUCAUUUUCUUGUUUUCUUCAGGGAUACGCCAUUCCUCCUGAUUUCCCGUUCUUCCUCUCCUUGGCCAGGAAUUUCAAUAAAACGCAGCCCGACUCUUCCUCUAUCUUUAACGCUGUCGCUUUCUGACUCUGUGGGUUCAAGGCCUUGUUUUCAGGUCUUCUCCAAACCCUGGUAGACUCCCUCCCCUUUUUAACAAAUAAUCCCUCGUUCCCCAUCCUCUUCCUUGUUCUCUCUUUCUCUCUAUCUAAUCAACUCCUUGGUAACACACACAAAAAAAUUGAAUGUUUACAUCACUUGAUUCUCCUUUGACUUUAUUAGGAACGCACACUAAGUACAAAGGCGCCUUAUUCAGUGUUUUGAAAAAAUAACAGCAAGCGGCAUGGCCUAGAAGGACGGACUCUGUCCAGGCUCACCGAUGUCCAAAACUAACAAAAACAAUUUAGUGCUAUACAUACUGAUUAAGAAACAAGGUGUCAGGAAAAAACGGAAACAAAAAAAUAUAAAAUUGAAAUUGCAACAAAACUAAUCGCAAACAACUGAAUGAGUAUUUGUGCUUAGUAUGUAUACUACUAAAAAGUGAGAGAAUGUGCUGGUUUACAUAUUAAAAAAAGAAAAUAUAUUAUAUGAAUAUAUAAUGUGUAUAUAGCACUAUGCCUCGUUGUAAACAUAAAAUGUAUUGUGUGUUCUUUUUUUUUGGUGGCGGGUCACAGUUGAUUGCUAAUCAGACAGGAUACGGUCAGGUCGGUUUUGUUCCAGUGAAUAAAUGUCUGUUCAGUGCAGGGAGGAAAUGAAGGGAAAAAAAAUUACGUUUUAAAUGACUUCACCCAAAGUCCAACACUGUUGUAAAAGACAAAAAAGAUUCAAGUAUCCCUUUAGACUAUCACACUAGAAGGUUCUAUUUCUUUGAUGUUUUGAGAUGACUAAAUAUUUUUGAUGAUUUUUUUCUGUUUCUUAAAAAGCAAUUUGAGAUGCAAUACAUAAUAAUCUUAUCUUUAAGACAGCCUUUCUGAAAAACUGAGGUAAUAAUGUACAGUUUAUGGUUGGUUGUUGAACUACAACAUGGGCAAUCUUUGAGCUGCAGAUUCAAUAGGCUGCUGUACUGUAUGUAGACUGCUGUUAGACACAAAAAACAUAAAAACUAAUUACAGGAAGAAUGUGGUCAGUCGCGUUGUAAACACAUAACACAUAUACAAAACAAAUCGUACUAAUAUACUCUUGCACAAAUAACGUCCCAAGUAGUGAAAUAUCUUCACAAUAUUUUCUUCUCAUUGAAAGGAAGCUGUUGUAACUGUUAUUACCACAUUUUGAUGGUGCACAGGUUUGUUAAAGAAAGUGCUGUUGCAUUGAACACUUGUAUUACAGUAUCAGCUAAUAACUAUACAUGUAUGACUCUGGUUAAGGAAUGUGGAAGGGAGGAAAAGAAAAAAAAAAGGAAGUUGAUGCUGGUUUGACCCCGUUAAAUAUUUUCUGACGACUUGAUACAGAUGAGGUAGACACUGUAGAAAUCCCAAUUUCACUACUGCACCUUUAUCCCAUAAAGGAACUAUUUGGAUUAAAUUAAUUGCAUUAAAUAUGAAGUUACAGACCUGUAUAAUCAUCCAAGUUGCUCAAACCUUCAAACCCAUAUGGAAAGUGUUUUUCCUGCUGAUGACCAAAAUGCUUUUAGUUAACAAAUCUAAACUGUUAGCUAACCUUAGACUUAGACAGACUUAGACAGACUUUAUUGAUCCCUUGGGAUGAAUCCCUCAGGGAAAUUAAAUCUUCACACAAUAAACAGUUUCUACAUGUAACAAUGUAAAAUUUAGACUUUGGCUUAUUUGAGGUAAUCUUGAGACUUCAGCAUGUGGUGGGAUUUCUACAGCGGCUGCCACUGUGCCUGUGAGGGUGCCUCCAUUGUUAUAGAGGUGGAUGACAUCGUAAUGACCCCAUUUUUCAUCAUGGCAAGCCUUAAAAAUCAAAUCGGGGAGAAAAUAAAGCUACCACUAGCUUUUAUUAUUACCGUUUCAACUCCUUUCCAAUCCAAUGUGGUUUAUUAUUAAAUAAUUACUGACGUAAUUAAAACUUUUUUCAAUAGCCAUAUUAUAAAAAGGUAUAUACAUAUAUAUGAAUAUAUAUUUGUGUGUUUGUGUAGAUAUCUAGAUGAUUAUAUACUUUCUUAUAGAAAACUUUGAUGUUGACCAUUCUCCUCAGUGUUUUGAGAACACGUUGACACAUUUCAACAUAAUAACCGCUGUCUGCUUGGUCUAGGUCCUAGGUCAAUGGGCAACAAAUCCAAAUAAUAAAAAAAAAGUUUAAAAAAAAAACCUCCAAAGGGAAUUACCCUCAUCAGAAUGCAAUACCUUUCUUUCCACUAUUCAUUUCAGAAAAAUGGAAAAUGGCAAGAAAACCAUAAAACUUGAUAGGCGAGUUGACCAAAAAGAAAAAAAAAAAAAAACACUUCAACAAUAAAAAGCGUGGCUCAUGACGGCUCGAGAAAAAUGGCAUUUUUCAGCAGCCGCGUCAGAUUCAGUUUUAUUGAUGUCAUGUUUCCAAUGCCAUGGCCCACUACAAACACUUCCUUGUUUUUAUGUCACUUAACAGUCUCUUUUAGUUCAGAAAAACAAUGUAUCUGUCAGCUAGCUACACCAUCAAAUUAGCCCCUACCAGGACAGGAGUGUUUGCAAUACCGGCCCAACUCUGGCCUCAGAUUCCACUUCCAUGUUUGAUAAAUAAAUGAUUGUGUCGCAUUUCAGCAUCAACAGUUGUACAACACACAGAAACUAAUGGGUAAUCUGUCAAACUUGAUGGCAACAGUUAUGUCAAAUAGGCACUUAAGUAGGGACUGCAAACUGUCAAAAUAGGCUAAAUGUGAGCGGGUAUUUUUUUGGUGGAAGAAAAUACUUUGACAUAAGGGCAUACAUUGUUUUUGUUGUUUUUCAUUACUAUUGAUUUCAUUGUCUAUUUACAUCUAAUGACUAUCAAAUUCACAUAAAUGAUUUGUUUUUCUUUUUUAACUUAGUUUUUGGUAAAACAAAAAAAAGGUAAAUACUGCUAGUGAGAUUUUAUAUUUUUACAUAUGUUGGUUUUAUUUUGCGUUUCUUCUUUUUUUUAUUUAUACGCCACUUAGUUUGGAUGUCUUUAAAUUUGUGUUUUUUUUUCUUUUCUUCGUUUUGUGUGAUUUCAUAUGUCUUGAGAAUGUGGAGACAAAGGCAUUUCAGUAUUUUUGAAUUGUUAAAAUCUAGUUUCAUAGAAGCGGAAGUAUCUGAUGUUAUAAAUUAUAUUUUAAUUCAUGUAAAUAGUUUAAAACAGAAGACUAUGGCUUCCUUUUAAAAUGAAUACAUUUCUCGUCAGAGAUUGUUUACAUUAUGAAACUGUAGAGAUGUGCUCCUCAUAUACUGUAUAAAGUACAUAUAUUCAUUGAUUUGCCUCCAAAAAAUAAAAUCCUAAUGAACAGCA
This is a messenger RNA of Lates calcarifer (barramundi perch), 9885 nucleotides long. It is a transcript of the gene ppargc1b, whose product is annotated as peroxisome proliferator-activated receptor gamma, coactivator 1 beta. Gene Ontology annotation, molecular function: transcription factor binding; nucleic acid binding. Lineage: Eukaryota; Metazoa; Chordata; Actinopteri; Centropomidae. The transcript is spliced from 13 exons. Gene Ontology annotation, biological process: positive regulation of transcription by RNA polymerase II. The record is from RefSeq and is a predicted model, not a curated record. Bases 1350 to 3836 code for a protein of 828 amino acids. Gene Ontology annotation, cellular component: nucleus.